Molecule: messenger RNA, 1062 nt
Organism: Anastrepha obliqua
Lineage: Eukaryota; Metazoa; Arthropoda; Insecta; Diptera; Tephritidae
Exons: 1
Coding region: 1-1062 (353 amino acids)
Molecular function (GO): catalytic activity
Source: RefSeq, a predicted model, not a curated record
AUGAGGAGCCAAUGUCUCACAAUUAUUAGCUGCUACCUUACACCAAGCGAUAGCAUCGCUGACUUCCAAGCUAAAUUGGACAAUAUUGAAGACACAGCUCGCCAAAUAAGCGGGCACACCAUCAUCGCCGGAGACUUUAACUCUAAGGCCAUGGAAUGGGGUAGUCGAACAACAAACCCGAGAGGCCAACGAAUAAUAGACAUGGCCGCUAGACUACGACUCGCCGUUGCAAACGUGGGCAAUAAAGCUACCUUUCGAAGACCAGGGUGUGAAGGCACAAUUCCGGAUAUAACUCUAGUGUCUGAAAGCUACGCAAACAAAAUACGUGAAUGGACAGUUCUGGAAGAUUACAAUGGCAGUGACCACCAGUACAUUACCUACUGCGCCGGAGAGACAAACGCUAACGCAACGAAACGCAUCAAAAGCUCGCGGAAGUGGAAUACAUCAAAACUUGACAAAGCAAAACUUAUAGCUAAAAUUGACGAGGAGCAACCACACCACGAAGAGCCAAGUAGCGCCAGACACAAAGUAGAGAUGACGCUGAGAAGGAUAAUGCAAGCGUGCUCAGCAGCAAUGCCCAAGAUCAAAAGCGCACACCCAAAGAAGUCCGUGUACUGGUGGACAAACGAAAUCCGCGAUCUGAGGCAUACGUGCAUCAGCAAAAGAAGAAAGUAUACAAGAGCACGAAGAACCAGCCUCGCCACAACAGAGCACGCCGAAUACAAAGCCGCAAAAAGCACCCUAAAGACGGCCAUCCUGGAAAGCAAGAAAGAAAAAUGGGAGGAACUUCGGCGCGAUAUAAACCAAAAUCCCUGGGGCUUAGGAUAUAAACUCGUGCUUAACAAGCUCGGAGCAAGGCAGCCACCUCCUGAACUAAGCGAAGCCACUAUGGAAAACAUAGUGAAUACACUCUUCCCCACACAUGACCUCAUGGCAGAUAGAGUUGACGAGGAAAAUACCGACCCACCCCCGCUUUUCACGGUAGAGGAACUGAGAGACGCAGCUGCAACCCUCAAAAAUAACAAAGCGCCAGGUCCUGCGGGAUUCCAUCGGAGGGUUUGA